AAAAUCUCUCAUUCUAAUUAAAAGGGUGAAAAAGAAAAGUAGGCACAAUCCUAGUACUUUAACUGACAUAACCUGUACAUUAACUACCGACAAAACCACCUCCUUGUUUGUCUCCUCUCACCUUUUUCCAAAAAGCUUGAGGAAAUGAAGAAGAGAGGGAAGUGACAGAGCUAGAAAGAAAUGGAGAAUACUGUAAGAAAUGUGGGAUGUGAAUGGCUUAGAUCCAAACAAGAAGAGCAUAGAAUUAUAGCUGAUUUGACUGGCUUUGAUAACUUGAAAGCCAUGUUGGGGGCAGAGGAUAACAUAAGGAGAAGGAAAGGAACACUGAAGACAAAGAAGAGGAAGAGCUACGGUUAUUUUCAGUUUCAAGCUCAAGAGGAUAUGCCUAAAAGGAAUAAGGAGCGACCAUAGUGGAAAUGACUAAAACAUUAACAGCUGUUGAUGGAUUAAAACAUGGUGAAGUGAUCGAUUUUUUUUUGCCAUUGUUAGAAGGUGAUUGGGUGAUUUCAAAUAUGAAUUCUUGCAGCAGUGCGGCAGAAAUGUUACCAGCAGAUAGUUUUAUAGGGAAGGAAACGGAGUUGAAGUUGAUAAGAGAUAGAAAAUGUAAUUAGGUUAAUGUUGCAAAAGCAAAGGGACGAGAAGCUACAAUGGUGGAAGGGGAAAAGGCAUUAACAGUUGAUUGUACAGUCAACUCUGCUGGGUUAGCGAUUUCUUGCAGCGGUACAGCAGAAAUGGUGUAGGUGGAGUGCUCUGCAACAAAGGAAACAGAGCAGAAGAGGAUAGAGAAAGAAAAUGUGGAUACAAUGGUGGAAAUGACACAAGCAUUAGCAACUACAAAUGGGGUCAACUCCUCCAUUGCGAUUGGUGUCUCUUUGUCUUCUUUGGAAGGUAAUAUUAGUUUUUGUAGGGGUGUUGCUGAAACAGUACCAGCAGAGACAUUCAUAGUGAAUGCGAUGAAGCAGAAGAGGAAGGUUGAUAGGGCAAGCAAAGAAAUGCAGGAAGAUACAGCAAAAGGCAUGGAAAGAGAACAAGUUGAGUUUACAGACAAUAUUGUGCUUCGUCAGCUUCUUCGGAGAACAAGGUACUUUGAUGGUCCUUCAUACAAUAGUUGGGAGAUGUGCUCCAAUUGUGGCCAAGAAGGUCAUAUGGUAUGCCAAUGCAAGAUGCGGAAGCGGAAAAAGAAGAAACUAUGCUUCCUUUGUGAGAGUUUGGAUCACAUUGGGAGGCGCUGUAGAAAGAAUCGAUACUGCUCUGUUUGCAAAGGAAGAGGCCACAAAGCCAGAUACUGUCCAGAAAGGGACCAAGAAAGAUCAAGUCAUGGUAUUUGCUUACAAUGCGGAAAUUCAGGGCAUGAUAUGUUUUCAUGUACAGCUGACUAUUUGCCCAGUGAUCUCAAGGAAAUUCAGUGUUAUGUUUGCAGAAGCUUUGGUCAUCUCUGCUGUGCUGACUUUCCAGAUACAGAUCCAAGAGAGUCAUGUGGAGCAACUGGCAGCACAAAAGCCUAUACUACAUGCUACAAAUGUGGAGAGGAAGACCAUUUUGCACGAAAUUGCAGUAAGCAAGGGAAGGGUGGACAGGGAAGAGAACAGGCGAGCAAUUAGCUUCUGUUUCAAGGACUUGACAGAAAAUGAGAAAGUUCAUGGAAUCUUUUAACGAGGACAUGAUAAUCUUCAUAGACACCAAAAAACAGAAAAUGAAUUGCAAGGAAAGGGUAAUUAUGACUACGGAUAAAUCAAGGUUGAGCCGUUGAGGGUAACUUGAUCAUCGCUACAGUCAAGAACUUGUUCAAUAGCGAAGCGAGGAAGAAUAAUUGGAUGCCACCUCCAAAAUCAAUCAUAAAGGCCUUCUCCGAAGCCUCAGCAUUCUCGUGAACAAUUGAAAAUCUCGGAACUUCAAUCACAAAGAUUGUCUUAGAAGAUGUUUAGGCCUGAGUUACCAUUAUGUAUCAUACAUUGGCAAAUAAUUCCUUCUUGUUCAUUGAAAUAUAAAGGUACCCUCUUCGAUUUAA
Populus trichocarpa (black cottonwood) is the source of this 2008-nucleotide messenger RNA. RefSeq names its product cellular nucleic acid-binding protein homolog. Bases 804 to 1601 code for a protein of 265 amino acids. Gene Ontology annotation, molecular function: nucleic acid binding; zinc ion binding. The transcript has 10 exons. Lineage: Eukaryota; Viridiplantae; Streptophyta; Magnoliopsida; Malpighiales; Salicaceae. The record is from RefSeq and is a predicted model, not a curated record.